Molecule: messenger RNA, 2107 nt
Organism: Neoarius graeffei (lesser salmon catfish)
Lineage: Eukaryota; Metazoa; Chordata; Actinopteri; Siluriformes; Ariidae
Gene: cavin2a
Product: caveolae associated protein 2a
Exons: 2
Coding region: 203-1588 (461 amino acids)
Cellular component (GO): caveola; cytoplasm
Molecular function (GO): protein kinase C binding
Source: RefSeq, a predicted model, not a curated record
GGGAAUGUUGUUGUGUUCAGGAGACGUUGUGGGAGGCAGCGAAGCACGUCCAUGUGACAGAGCAACUGAAAUAGAAGCAGCCAGGCUUUCUACACAUCCACAUAGAAUUCACAGGUGAAGCAGGAGCCGUUACACCUCCAUCUGAAACUUCAGCUCAGAAACCUUUUAAAAUAGGAGCCAGACUUUGACCAAAUCCUCCAAAAUGUGUGAAGAUGCUGCUCGAGCUGAUCAAAGUUCAUCCACCCUGCCUGCUCCAACAAACUCUGAUUCCUUCACUGCUCCAGCGGUGGAUGCCCAGGACCUCUUCCUCCCCAGUUCAAGUCCUACCUCCCCGACUCACACACUCACCCGCCUGAGUUCCAAAACUCCGACCAGCCCAGCAGGCACCGGAAACCAGGUGAGUGCCAUCACUGUGGUGGCACUGCUUGACCAGCUGGUGGUGAUGAUUGAGGCUGUGCAGGAGAACCAACGGCGCAUGGAGAAACGCCAGGCUGACCUGGAGGGCACUGUGCGGGCCGUGCAGGCUGACUUGACUCGCCUAAGCAAGAGCCAUGCAUCUACCUCUGGUGGUGUCAACAAGCUGCUCGAACGCUCACGCAAGACUGGCAACUACGUCAAAGAAGUGCGUGAACGUCUCGAUCGCCAGAGUGGCCAGGUCAAGCGUCUGGAAACCAACCAUGCACAUCUGCUCAAGAGGAAUCACUUCAAGGUGCUCAUUUUCCAGGAGGAUAAUGAGAUCCCCACCACCUUGUUAACUAAGGAAUCCACAGCAGAUAUUGCCUCAACCUCUGUUCAGGAUGAGAAGCCUGCCUCUCCACGUGCUUCAGUGAUUGAUCCCAACCACUCCCAUGAGGAAGGAUUGCAGACCAUCAGCCUUUCCUCUGAUGAAGAGGAAGGAGCAGUGAGCCCCCCACUGGAGGGCAGCACAAUGCUUGGAGAGGUGCCUGAGGAUGAGUUCCCAGGCAUGGGAAGUGAUCAUGUGGAGUGGUCUCGCACUGACAAGUUUAAGCGAUCCAGUCUGAAGAAGGUAGACAGCCUAAAGAAGGCCUUCUCACGCAAAAGCAUUGAGAAGAAAAUCAAUAAGAUUGUGCCCCCGGAGCGGCGUGAAAAGAUCAGGAAGAGCUUCUCUCCCACCCAUCCUAAAAGCCCAACCAGUAAAAGCUCGUCCUUUCGCGUCUCACCCAUGACUUUCACUGUCAAGAAGGUGCGAGAUGGAGAAGGUGAGGCUACUCAGGCUGUGAGUGAAAAUGCUACAGUGGAGGUGCCACCCAUGGGGGGACUGGAUGGUCAGCUACCAAUGGCAGAGGUCCAUAAUGAAGAAGAAAAGAUUAAUGGAAUGGAGCACAGUCCAUCCCCCACAGGCAGUGGAGAUGGGGGUGCCUCAGUUACAGAAGAUGCAGAGUUUGAUAAUGGUCCUUCAGACAAGGUUGCAGAAGAAGAGGAGUUACAGGAGCCCAGUGAAGCUAAUAAUGCAGCUGAUGCUCAUGAGAAUGGAGGUCAUAAUGUUGUAGAUGAAGAGGAGGACAAGUCUGUGUCUGCACCUGAAUCUCCCCCGUCAGCUGCAGUAGCUAUCCAGCAAGCUUCUUAGAUUUACUAGCAUUCCAUCUGUUGUGGAGAUCUUGGCAUGGGAGCAAACCAUCUGUUCAAAGUCAGCUGUGUUAUGUAAGAGCUUGUCUGAUAGAAAACUUGUGUAAAAAGACUUUUUUUUGUCUUGAACUGAGCUUGACAUGGUAAUGGGUGAAAACUAUUCAACAAACUGAAUUAUGUCUUACCACACUUGAUAUAUUAAAAUUUUUAUAGCUAUAUCUUCUUGUAUAUAGUCUUAAACCUCUAUUGCAUGCCAUCCUAUACUUCAGAUACUAUCCUUCCCAAUAUACUGGACUACAACAGAUAACCAAAUCAAAUGUGAUUCCAUAGAGUAAUUAAGGGAUUAAGAAAUACAGAUUGAGAAAUGCCCUUUUUUAUGAAAAAUAUGAGAGAAAAUCAGUUGCUUAUGCUGUAUACUGUCUGACUUCCCCGAUAAUUGUUUACUGCUUUCAGAGCAAAAUAGAUUUUCAGCAUAACUCAUAACACUGAAAAUUAUUUUUAAUAAAGUGAUUAUCGAAGA